CGCUCGGUACCUGUGCUGGGCCCGCGCGGAGGAUGCCCGAGGCGGCGCGCGCUGCCGCCGCAGGAAGCCUUGCAGGGUUUCCCCAGUAAAGAGCCAAGAUGUUUGAUAUCAAGGCGUGGGCUCAGUACGUGGUGGAGUGGGCGGCAAAGGACCCCUACGGCUUCCUCACCACGGUGAUCUUGGCCCUCACGCCGCUGUUCGUCAUCAGCGCCGCCCUGUCCUGGAAGCUCGCAAAGAUGAUUGAGGCCAAGGAGCGAGAGCAGAAGAAGAAACAGAAGCGCCAGGAAAAUAUUGCAAAAGCCAAACGAACAAAGAAGGAUUAAAAGGGCAAAAAUGCCUUCCUUGUGCGAAGAACCAACUUUUUUUUCCAAUGAAGCACUGCUGUACAAUACUUUUUCUGCUAUAACCUUCCUUUGAUACUUGAUCCUGUGAUUUCUUGAAGUAUGAAAUUUUAACUCCAGCUAUUAUUUCUGCUGAAAUGAUUUGUGUUGAAAUGACACUUGAUACAACCCUUUCUACUACUGCUCUAAUGCAGCUUGGUUUUUCUAGAUUUGCAUGUUAAAUACAAAACUUUAACUGCUGGUGGGGGUAGGAUUUAGAGGUAGAUAUUUUUCAUUAACUGAGCUAUGAUUUAAUAAUUAUCCUAAAUCUGUCAAUUAAAUUAUGGGGAAGAUGUGAACUGACUCCUUCAUGCUGUGAUCUCUGGUCCCUAGCAAAGCAAGCCACUCUGUUUCCACUGCUGCACCAACUUUCCACAGCACUUAGCCUAUGUGGUGCUUAAAGAUGGUUGUAGCUCAUGAUAAACUGGAUUUCAGAAAGGCAUGUUUUGGCCUACCUGUGGCAGAGCUGUACAGAGAAAACAGGUUUAGAGCUUUAUAGUUUUUACUGAUUUCCUUUAAGGAUGGUCCCAGAUGAAGAGCUAUUCACACAGGUUUGGUAAUGCUGAGUUGCACAGAGGCUGGUGUAGCUUAUUUCAUAGUGAGGCUUGCCUGCACCAAGAAACUUCUUUCUCCUUGGUUCCUGAGCUACUCACCAUCGCCAGAAUUUUUUCAGUUUCAGGCCCAACUCCAGGAAGCUGGUGGGUGGAGGGUGGUUGGAUGGUUGUUAUUUCUGACUGCUUAAAAGGUCUCAGACUGCCCCAGUUCUACAAAAUAACUUGCGUUUGUUUGUUUCGAGCUUUGCCUGAUUAUCACCUGAGCACUGUAGCUAUAACCGGUUUCUGCCUUCAGAAACUUCUUGUGUCUAAAAGCACAGCCAUAAAUGGGGCCAGACACAAGGCCCCACCUCACUUAGUAUCCUUGUUUCAGUGGCCUGUAGCACAUGGAUGCAGGAUAUGCAUCUGUGAUAAUUCUUCCUCCUUUCCAACCUUCCAGCUACUUGUGAGGUAGGACCUUCUCAGUUCAGGGUUUGUGGUGGGGAGGGGUUCCCCAGAGUUCCACAGCCUCUGGAACUCUGCUGCUUUCAAGGUUGCAAAGAGCUGGUAUUCUGAAAAAAUCCAAAUUUGGUUGGGUUAUAAAUACACCUUUUAACCUUAACUGAAUUUAACCUUAAUUUAAAUUCAUUUAAACAGAAAUGAUUAGCUUCUCAAAGCUUAAUUUUUAGACUAAAGAGACAGUCAUUAUGUUAUUAGACUCAAUAUGUGUCUAAACAGCAGCACAGUUAUGAUUCCUGGCAUCUCUUCCUUCAGUCAUUGUCUGGGUUUUUUCUGUGUUUGCUUUUUAGAUAAGUCAGAGAUAUUGUUCAAGUGGAUCUGGAGAGGUGAUUGAUAAUAGCAGGAUUAAAAGGAGCUUCACAGAAAUAAAAAAUAAAUGUGGAAUAUUCAUAUGCAGACA
Molecule: messenger RNA, 1832 nt
Organism: Nothoprocta perdicaria
Lineage: Eukaryota; Metazoa; Chordata; Aves; Tinamiformes; Tinamidae
Gene: SMIM15
Product: small integral membrane protein 15
Exons: 2
Coding region: 99-323 (74 amino acids)
Source: RefSeq, a predicted model, not a curated record